AGCAGGUGGCGGUAGUGAGCUGAGCCGAUAGCAGCUGAACCAAUGACGUCAUCAAUCUGAACAGAAGGUAGUGUUUUAGUCAGGAGGAGUUUAUGUAAACAAUGGAUCAGAAAAUUCCUUAUGAUGACUAUCAGCUUCCAGUGGUCUUCCUGCCUUCUUAUGAAAACCCACCGGCAUGGAUUCCCCCACAAGAGCGGGUUCAUCAUCCCGACUACAACAAUGAGCUCACCCAGUUCCUCCCUCGCACCAUCGUGCUGAAGAAGCCUCCUGGUGCUCAGCUGGGUUUCAACAUCCGAGGGGGAAAAGCAUCACAGUUAGGAAUCUUUAUUUCCAAGGUGGUCCCAGAUUCAGAUGCACAUAGAGCAGGGCUGCAGGAGGGAGAUCAGGUUCUCUCUGUGAAUGAUGUGGAUUUCCAAGACAUAGAGCACUCGCGGGCUGUAGAGAUUCUGAAAACAGCACGAGAAAUUGUGAUGAGGGUUCGCUUCUUUCCUUACAACUACCAGAGGCAAAAGGAGAGAACUGUCCACUAGAGGGCAGCAGUGAGAAACGCACGUCAUCCUCCUCCUCCUACAAACUGCAUUCCUCGUUCUGUCUCAGCUUCAAGAUGACAAAUGUAUGACUCGUCAGUCUCAUUCACACUCCUCCAUGUCAGGGAAUUAGGUUUUCUAUUGUAGUGUUUAAAAAUAGUCGCGCUUACUGGCUGUGCUUUGAAGGUCUGUGCUGCACCAUUGUGUACUCAGUAGGUUUGCUCCACAUUUUUAUAUUAUUGUACUGAUACUCUCUGGUCAAGUGAUGUUUAAAGCUUAAUAAUUAGCCAACGUUCUUGACAUUACCAAUGUUCCUGUUGGUCUGUUAGCAAAAUAUCUCUUGAACCAGCAGAUGGAUUUUGAUGCAACUCUCAGAGAGUAAUCAUCCGAUGUACGUCUACAGCUGAUAACCUUUUGAAGUCAACAGUGUUCAAGAUGGCCGCUACACCUACUCUCUUAGCUAACACAAAAAUAUCUAUUACUCAGUUUUAUAGAUACUGAGCUAAAAGUUGGGAUGGUAGUCAGAGUCAUCCUUAUCAUAUACCGGUACUCCAAGCGCUAACAGAUCACAAAAUCUUUAUUUUAAUCUUUGGCAUGUAUGGUGGCGGUGAUGUGGAUUCUUUCAAGAAACACUAGUUUUUUUUCACAAUAAUCUUUUUUAUUUUUUAAUUAUUGUUUCUGUAAAUUCUUAGAAAAAUACAUUUUAACACUUAAUUUUGAUAUAAAACAGCAACUAUAUGAAAUAUAGGAGCAAUGUUAAAUUAUUUUUAACAAAUAUUUGUAAUUAUGUAUGAAUUGUGUAUCACUUUUUAUAUAUUUUUAGUGUUUUAUCAGUUUUACUUGCUUUUUAGUGGGAUUAUUCAUUAAUUAGUUAACAGGCCAAUUUCAAGGUGUUUAGAAGAGGAAGUGAUGAGAAUACAAGUUUAUUUUCUAUCUAAACAUAAAAA
Messenger RNA from Austrofundulus limnaeus, 1474 nucleotides. RefSeq names its product PDZ domain containing 11 (gene pdzd11). The transcript has 6 exons. Gene Ontology annotation, molecular function: protein binding. Lineage: Eukaryota; Metazoa; Chordata; Actinopteri; Cyprinodontiformes; Rivulidae. The record is from RefSeq and is a predicted model, not a curated record. Bases 102 to 530 code for a protein of 142 amino acids.